This is a messenger RNA of Caretta caretta (loggerhead turtle), 730 nucleotides long. It is a transcript of the gene ATP5MC3, whose product is annotated as ATP synthase membrane subunit c locus 3. Gene Ontology annotation, molecular function: proton transmembrane transporter activity. NCBI's taxonomy places the organism in Eukaryota, Metazoa, Chordata, Testudines, Cheloniidae. Gene Ontology annotation, biological process: proton transmembrane transport; proton motive force-driven ATP synthesis. The record is from RefSeq and is a predicted model, not a curated record.
UGCAGCGUUUUCCUCCCCCCCCCCUACAUCCGGGCGCUCCUCGCCCCCGCCGCGCCUGCGCACCCCACCCCAUUCAGUCCGCUCGACCUCUGCCGCUGCAGCCGAGAGGCGGAUUCCAGCGCCGAGGAGGCCCCGGGGACACAGCGCCAGCCCGCAGCCCUCUGCCAUGUUCGCCUGCGUGAAGCUCGCCUCCUCCCCGGCCCUGAUCCGUGCAGGAUCAAGAGUCUUGUACAGACCAAUUUCUGCAUCAGUGUUGUCUAAGCCAGAGGUCAGGACUGGAGAGGGCAGCUCAACACUCAAUGGAGCCCAGAAUGCUGUCUCCCAAGUAGCACUUAGAGAGUUCCAGACUAGUGCUGUCAGCAGGGAUAUUGACACUGCUGCCAAAUUUAUUGGUGCUGGUGCUGCCACAGUAGGAGUGGCUGGUUCUGGUGCUGGUAUCGGAACAGUCUUUGGUAGUCUAAUCAUUGGCUAUGCCAGAAAUCCCUCUCUGAAGCAGCAGCUGUUUUCAUAUGCUAUCCUGGGAUUCGCCCUGUCUGAAGCUAUGGGUCUCUUUUGUCUGAUGGUUGCUUUCUUGAUCCUGUUUGCAAUGUGAAGAGAUCUGCUGCUCGUAAUUUUGGCAUUAGUAAACUACAAAUGUAAUUGUAUGUAUUUUACUGAGGCUCCCAAAAUGUUGGUGUCGUGGAAAUGAACAUUAUUUCCAAAGUCAUUUCAUUAAAGAUAAUAACUUUAA